Molecule: messenger RNA, 341 nt
Organism: Staurois parvus
Lineage: Eukaryota; Metazoa; Chordata; Amphibia; Anura; Ranidae
Source: the annotation of a GenBank genome assembly
UCAUAGCUGCUGCCAGGCCCGUAAUCUGUCAUGGGUCCCUGUACGGCCUCCCAUUGCUGCUGUCUCCAUCGCCACACUCUGCCAUGUGCCACUUUCAGGUCUCCUCACACUGCUGGUGUGUUCCAUUUUUUCAUAGGGUGCUGGGCAGAUUACGGGCCUCCAUUGCUGCUGCCAGGCCCGUAAUCUGCCAUGGGCCCCUGUACCGCCUCCUCAUGCUGCUGCCAGGUCCAGAGUCUCUCAUGGGUCCCUGUACGGCCUCCCAUUGUGCUGUCUCUAUCGCCACACUCUGCCAUGUGCCACUUUCAGGUCUCCUCACACUGCUGGUGUGCUGUCCAUUUUGU